Messenger RNA from Punctularia strigosozonata HHB-11173 SS5, 5388 nucleotides. RefSeq names its product P-loop containing nucleoside triphosphate hydrolase protein. Gene Ontology annotation, cellular component: cytoplasm. Gene Ontology annotation, molecular function: nucleic acid binding; ATP binding. The transcript has 17 exons. The record is from RefSeq and is a predicted model, not a curated record. NCBI's taxonomy places the organism in Eukaryota, Fungi, Basidiomycota, Agaricomycetes, Corticiales, Punctulariaceae. Bases 1 to 5388 code for a protein of 1795 amino acids.
AUGCCUGAACACGCUAUCAAGGUGUUGGCUGAGUUCAUCAACGACGAGCCGUCCACGCUUCCCCCUGAAGCAACUCGAGCGCUUCCUAGCUCGCCGCAGGAAGCGCUCAAGUUCUUGGAUGACAAGUGGUAUUCGCCUCUCACUCGCGGCGGUCGGUGGAUGGACCUCAUUGGUGACUACGCUGGAAAGGAACCGUUUGUCAUCGAUGGCGAUUCCCUGAUUCAAUUCGUGCUUGAUCAACCCUUACUUGCCCUUGGGCGUCCCGAUGAUCCCAGUUUUCAACUCGUGCAUGCUCUAUAUGCGUUGGAAACUCUCGUAGAAAAGUUCCUGAAGCGAGAUGCCGUCUUUGAUAUUGUAUUCUGGCAAACGUUGCAACAUUCCACGUUACAGACCGGGUCGUCGGCAUACGUCUUCGCGUCUCGAUAUCUUGCUCGUGCUUUGCUGAAGCGUCAAUUGAACAAAUUACCCGUUGAUGUGUAUGCCUUCAAUGAUCUGGAAGACCCGGAAUGGCUUGCGUACUACAAACGAGUCAAGCCAAUGUUCGUGAUGCUCGACGACGGUGGUUUGCUCCAGCAAGAUAAGCGACCCCUGGCAGCCGAGCGCCUUCUGACUAGGCGCAAAUUCAUAUUCGGUCUUCUCAACGGCGGCGUGGCCAUAUCGUUACUUCCCGGUGCUCAGUUCCGAGAUUCUAAGAUCCUUGCCUUCAUCUAUACGUCGAAUUACGACCCGCUUGCUGCGCGCCGAUACCCUGAUGCGCUAUGGGGCAUCGCAAAGGCGUCUGGAGCUGCUUUAACUGCGAAGUAUACGACGUACCUCUCUGAUGUUGCCAAAGUUUCGCGAGGGUCCACCGACAGCCGGAAUUGGCUUGCAGGUAUAGUCGGGGCAUACCGAUCUUCUUACCAAACUUUGCCGGCCCUCCACCCCGAGCUCUUGUACGCCUUCGUCGCGCAUUACCUUCUUCUUCAAGAGAUCGGUGUGGAUGGCCGUGCACAACGGCUACCGGUCCUUCCUGACGCCCUUGGACAUCCGAUCUUGAACGAAUUCCUUCCGCGUAUAUUCAUAAUCAUGGGCAGCGCGAGCGAAAGUUCGGACGUUGACCUUGAUGGACGGGUCUUCGCAUCUCUUCUUCACUUCCUCGUCCGAACUCAUCCUUCAUCCUUCGCCGAAAUUAUUGGCGUUGAAGUGGCAGAAAAGGUGAAUCAAAUAUGGGAAGAGUGCGGCAUGGCCCCAAUCAACGUGGCCUCGCUGUUGAAGCAUUGCGCCUCAGUUCCCUUGGUGCCCGAAUCCCCAACACCCCCGGAAGAUUUGCAAUACGCUUUGCUACCUUUUACGAACCCUGUCCUUGACGAGGAGCUCGCAGAUGUCCGCGUCUCCGUUGCCGAUGACUCCGACUCCGACGGGGAAGAUCCUCACUACCUGAGCUUUGGCCGGGGAGUUCCCUUCGUGGACACACAGCACUGGCACGAUACUCGGAAGACCAUACUACCGAAGUGGCUAGGCGGCCAGAAUCCUCAAAAAGUAGCCGCCUGGCUGCACCAGCGUCGUAUGAAGUUUGCUCAGAUCGACAUGAAGAACGUGCAUCGCCUGGCAAGCACGCUCACCGGUGCCCAGGGUGCAAUCCUGCAGCCAACAGCCAUCCCUUCAGCCAAGGCAUCCAAGGCCCAAGCAGCCCCUUCGCGGGAGGCCUCGUCAAAGACAAAAGGGAAGAAAGGUGCGCCGAAGAAGAUGACCGCCGCGGAAAAGAUCAUAGAAGAAAACAAGAGGAGAAAAGAGGAGAAAAUCGACGCUGAAAACCUGAAUUGGUGGCAGGGACAUCUCGCCGACCUUAGCAAGCUCUCCGUGGACGCCCAGAAAGAAUAUAUGGUCAAUCUAUGUCGCAGCAAUCGUACCAGCCAAGGAUGGCUCUCCAUAGAGACGCGGCUAUAUCGUCUCCACCUGGAGAUUACACAAUGGAUGCAGCAACCCGAUCCCAAGGAGGGCAAGGUUCAUGAUGCAUAUUCGGUCGCCGUUUUCCGUAUGGUCGUCGAGCUCUAUAGAAAUCCCGGACUAUGGCCCAAGGCAAUCGCAAUCCUUGAUUCAGUCAUGGUCUCGCUCGGUCUCGAGGACUAUAUUCCCGCCCUGACGACAGCAGCGGACUGCCAUUCGUCUGACAGGUCUUUGUCUUUCUCAUUCAUAAAGCUCAUCAAGUCCAAAACGAAGAGUCUAGUGCAUAAGUCCAUGCGCGUCAGAGAACAUCCGGUGAUGUGGCAACUUCGAUUGUUCGGAGAGUACAUGGACCGCUCUAUGGACAGCGCACCGGAUCGCCGCGUCUCAUUCGAACCAGAUGCAUGGCAACGGAAGGUGCUGGACUGCAUUGACGAGAACCAUUCCCUUCUGGUAGUCGCACCUACCAGUGCCGGCAAGACCUUCAUUUCGUACUACGCUAUGGAGAAAGUAUUACGGAACUCGGACGACGGAAUCCUCGUGUUCGUUGCCCCUACCAAAGCGCUGGUCAAUCAGGUGGCAGCCGACGUCUAUGCUCGGUUCCGUAAGGAUUUGAGUGAUCGCGCUUGCUGGGCUGUGCAUACCAGGGACUACCGGAUCCACGAUCCUCAGAAAUGCCAGAUAUUGGUGACAGUUCCUGAGAUCCUAGCUACUAUGCUUCUGUCGCCGGCUCAGGCCCGAAACUGGACCCCUCGGAUUCAGAGGAUCAUCUUGGACGAGAUACACUCUAUUGGUCAACAAGAGGGCGGAGCCGUAUGGGAGCAAAUUCUGCUGCUGGCUCCUUGCCCCAUUAUUGGUUUAUCGGCGACUAUCGGCGAGCCAGAGGUCUUCAACGCGUGGCUGGAACAGGUACAGAGGACGCACAGCUUCAAACAUACCUUCGUGCAUCACGCUACGCGGUACUCUCACCUCCGCAAGUUUGCCUACCAGAUCUCCUCGUCUGCAGGGCAAGAGGAAUUCCAAGGUCUCGCCAAGUACAACGCUAGCGAUCGCCUGAGUUUUCUUCACCCGGCAUCCUUGCUUGCAUUCGGCGCGAGAUCACUGCCUUCAGACUUUUCGUUGGAGGCUAGGGAUACUCUGUCACUAUACAGGACACUUGAACGCCACCGUGAUGCGAUUCCUGAUGUCGACAUAGAUUCUCUGGAUCCAGUCAAAUAUCUUCCAUCUUCAAGACUGUUGCGGCAGAACGAUGUGCUGCAAUACGAAGCAGCGUUGAAGAAAACGCUUUCCGAACUCAUGGCAUCGUUCGACGUCAAUGACAGUCAUGCACCUCUCCUGCGAAUCGCGAGAGACCUGGAGGACCCCGAAUUUACGCGACUUCGCACAGUUUCUCCUGCGAUUUUGCACGCACAGCCUAGCCGUCUCGCCUUCUUCAACAAUUUUAUCUACCUUGUUUCGGACCUUCACGUCGCCGGAGAUCUCCCUGCGAUUGCAUUCAACUUUGAUCGUCAUGACUGCGAACUCUUGGCCCAGGUACUGGUGCAAAACCUGCAACAGGCUGAAUCCCAGUGGCGGCGAGUUAGUCCUGAGUGGCAGAAGAAGUUGAAGCAGUUUGAAGUCUGGAUCGCAACAGAGAAGCAGCGUCAACGGACUGUCGGGCGUAUGAGCAAAAACAAGCAACGUACCGAAGCCGGCGUGGACGAAACACCAAGUCAAGUGUCUUGGGAAAGCUCCUUUGACCCCACCGACCCAUCGCCUCAAUUUAGCUUCGCCGGCAACAACCGAGCGUAUUCGUUCAACGAGCUCAAGGAAGACCUUGACGAUAUGGUCAGGAGCCGAACACAUAUCCCGGAAUGGGCUGUGCAAGCUUUACGUCGAGGUAUCGCGGUGCACCACGCCGGAAUGAACAAACGAUAUCGGAACCUGGUUGAGAGUCUGUUCCGGCUCGGGUUCGUUCGAAUAAUGAUUGCGACAGGAACCCUUGCACUCGGAAUAAAUGCGCCAGCACGAACUUCGAUAUUUUGCGGGGAUUCUCCCUUUCUGACCGCUUUGAUGUAUCGCCAAUGUGCAGGCAGAGCUGGUCGCAGAGGAUACGACCUCCUAGGAAAGGUCGUCUUCUACGGUAUUCCUCUCGAUCGGAUACAACGACUGGUGCUUUCGAAAUUGCCUUCUCUCGGCGGACACUUCCCGCUCACUUCCACCCUCUGCCUCCGCAUCCUCAACCUCUUGACCGGAUCAGGUCACGCAGAGGUAGCUGUGAAGUCGGUCCGCGCUCUGCUGCGAUUACCGCAGAUCACAGUGAAGUCCGAUUCUGGACACCAACAAGUCCUCCAUCAUGUUCGGUUUAGCAUUGACUACCUGCGGCGGUCCGGUCUUCUGGAAGAAGAUGGUACUCCAAUGAACUUGUAUAGCGCAGCGGCGCACCUUUACCAUACGGAGCCGUCAAACUUUGCCCUCGUCGUCCUCCUUCGUGCCGGAGUCUUCCACAGGAUCUGCCACGACAUGCCUAGCGUUGCCGCCAAACGAGAAAUCAUUCUCAUUCUCUGCCACCUUUUCCAAAGACGGUACCUGCCGCGCACCUUCGCCUCAGAGCAAUACUUCAAGGAAAUCACGACGAAGUAUCCAUCUGUGGUGAAGCUGCCGCCACUUCCGGAGCACGCUCGGGCGGUGCUCGUGGACCACGAUCAAGAGAUAUUGCGAGUCUUCAAGAGCUAUGCGAUGACCUAUGCGGAACAGCACGCGCAGGAGUUGUCGCAAGAGCAAUGCCUGCCCCUCAGCAAGCAGCAAUUCGCAGUGUCAGAUGACCUCAAAUCGGCCUUCGUCCGCAGUUUGCGCGAAACGAGGAUCCGCUCCAUCGUGCGCUCGCCUUUCGUGUGCAACUCGGGACACGGCGAUGAUUUUAGAACUGUUCCCGAGCUGACGGCCACGGCUUCCCGCGGGCUGCACUUGAAUGCAGACGCGAUCCCUUCAAUGAGCGAUUUCACCCGACUACCCAGAGAAGGUUACGAGUACGCGCUCAACGCCCAUAUUUACGAUUUCUAUGUUCAUGGACAAGACGAAACCCUGGUUCGGGCCAACAAGAUUCGUCGAGGCGAUCUCUGGUACAUCCUGGAGGAUUUCAACAUGACUCUCGCCAUUGUCAAGGGUACGCUAGGUCAGCUCCUCACGGCCGCGGCCAGUGGAGGCCUCGGGGCCAUGGACGACAUGUUGAACGAAGAACUAGGCGGUGUGGACCCCGCUGAAGCGAAUACUGACGAAGCCAUUGAGACCUCGUGGCUAUCCAAAGAUCCAAAGGUAGACGACGAGGACUCCAACGACGAGGAGGAUGUUGCUCAAAUAACGGACUCCCUUGGGACGCCGGUGCAAAAGCCCAAAGACGUCUCCGAGCUCGAUUGGAAGGUUUAUGAAAUGAUAAACGCUGCGCAUGCCGAGUUCAACGAGAAGUUCAAGGCUAUGUGGGCAUGA